AUGUGCUUGCGGCAUCUCUACCGUGACAAAUAUGGGUGGACAGAAUCGGUUGAUAAUUCACGAAGCGGUGAAUUUAUUCAGAAGGAUUUCAUUUGUCCAGCAAAUGAGAAGACACUCCUCGUAACUUGUAUCCUCGAAUCAGAGAAGGCCUCAUACCUAAAGAAAGCAGAAGUGAGAAAGCUCUAUACAAUGUAUGGGUGA
This is a messenger RNA of Clonostachys solani, 201 nucleotides long. The record is from the annotation of a GenBank genome assembly. NCBI's taxonomy places the organism in Eukaryota, Fungi, Ascomycota, Sordariomycetes, Hypocreales, Bionectriaceae.